UCCCCAUUACCUGCCGGCCUGUAGGAGACAUGUGACCCCGUGUUUCUAUAGCGCACCCCAAUACUCAGAGGAACUAUAGUGUUACUGAUUCCUUGUGCUAAGCCCCCCGACCGAGGAGGGGCCCCUGCACCCCGACACUUCUGCUGCAGAUCCUCCUCAUUGCCCCUGAGAUGCCAGUGAUGAGCAAUUUCACAAAAGAGAAGCCGACAAAGGAGGCGCGGACAGGCGGCGGCGGGGCCCUCCAGGAAGAGAAAGGCAGAUGUGGCCAUUUUUUUGCAGGAUCCGGACGAAAACCUGGAGCUGGAGAUGUUGGAAAUGACCAAGAAGAAGCAGUACGAGCAGCAGGAUUAUUGGAAAAACGGUGACUCGUGGAGAAGCCCCUGCAAGUUCAUCCCUACGCCUGAGAAAGAAUCAGGGUCUCUAGAUGUUGCCCCUCACCCUCGGUAUGCCUGCCUGAAAUUCCCAUCGUCUAUGGUGUCGCCUCUUCCACAGCUCAGCUGGGCCAACCAUGAUGAUGUGUGGAGAAACAUGCUGCGCAAGGACGCAACCUAUCUGAGGGACAAAAAUGUCUUCCGGAGGCAUCCAGAGCUGCAGCAGAGCAUGAGGUCCAUCCUGCUGGACUGGCUCAUGGAGGUCAGUGAAGUUUAUAAACUGCAGAGAGAGACUUUCUUCCUGGCACAAGACUUCUUUGACCGGUUUAUGGCAGAGCAAGAGAACGUGGUAAAGACCAGUCUCCAACUCAUUGGCAUCACCUCCUUAUUCAUCGCUGCCAAGCUGGAGGAAAUCUACCCUCCCAAGCUCAAUCAGUUUGCCUACAUUACAGACUGUGCUUGCACAGAGGAGGAGAUUCUAAACAUGGAACUGAUAAUCAUGAAGGCACUUAAGUGGCGUUUAUCGCCGAUGACUGCGGUCUCGUGGUUGAACGUCUACUUACAAGUGGCGUACAGUAAAGAACUUCAGCAUUUCCUGCUCCCCCAGUACCCGCAGCAGACCUACAUACAGAUAGUGGAGCUCCUAGAUCUGUGUAUCCUGGACGUUGGGUGUCUGGAAUAUUCGUACAGCGUCCUGGCCGCCUCUGCCCUCUAUCACUUCUCCAAUGCACAACUUGUGGAAAAGGUGACGGGCUAUGAAUGGAUGGCACUUGAAUCCUGCAUAAAACACAUGGUACCGUUUGCAAUGGCCAUAAGAGACUCACGUAAACAGACCCAAUUAAAGUUCUUCAAGGGGAUGGACGUGGAAGACGUGCACAAUAUCCAGACGCACACGGGCUGCUUGGACCUGCUGGAAAAAGCCCAAGUGAAGAUGGAAAUGCUUGUGGAGAAGAACAGAGUGACUCCGGUCCCCAGCGGGGUCCUGACUCCUCCACAGAGUGACAAGAAACAGAGGGCGGACGACUCUGAAUAAUUCUGCCACGUGCUGGACUAUUUACCUGGCAGGGUUACCUAUGUGUUGGCUGCGUUACAUUUUAUAGUGUUUUUAUGUUUUAUGAACUUCUUCCUAGGGGGCGCUCUACGUCAAUCACCAGCGAUUGCUGAUAUAUAUAUUUUUUUUUUUAACACGCGGCUGAAGACGCCUAAGUGUUUAUUUUUGCUGCUAUUGAAAAUGCUGCUGAAUGCCAAGGAAAGUAAUGGACGGGGGAGGGGUGACUACUCGGCACGGCUGGGUGUCAGGUUUACGUUUCAGUGUGCAAUCUCCUGUCCUCUUUACGAUCUGUACCAUUUUAUGAAUCUGUUAAAUGCUGCUAUAUAUUUUAAAUAAAGAUGCCAUCAGGGAGAUGGCAACAUUCUUAA
Messenger RNA from Bufo gargarizans (Asiatic toad), 1790 nucleotides. It is a transcript of the gene CCNE1, whose product is annotated as cyclin E1. Gene Ontology annotation, cellular component: nucleus; centrosome; cytoplasm. Gene Ontology annotation, biological process: G1/S transition of mitotic cell cycle; regulation of cyclin-dependent protein serine/threonine kinase activity. The record is from RefSeq and is a predicted model, not a curated record. Gene Ontology annotation, molecular function: cyclin-dependent protein serine/threonine kinase regulator activity. NCBI's taxonomy places the organism in Eukaryota, Metazoa, Chordata, Amphibia, Anura, Bufonidae.